Ustilago hordei is the source of this 852-nucleotide messenger RNA. RefSeq lists its product as uncharacterized. The transcript has a single exon. NCBI's taxonomy places the organism in Eukaryota, Fungi, Basidiomycota, Ustilaginomycetes, Ustilaginales, Ustilaginaceae. Bases 1 to 852 code for a protein of 283 amino acids. The record is from RefSeq and is a predicted model, not a curated record.
AUGGCAGAAAUAGCCAGUGCCUCCACCACAACCUCUCGCAAACCACGCGGCGCCAACCCAUCAACUGACUACAAAUCCCUCUUCCUCAAAUCCAAAGAUAAAUACGACCGAGUCUCUAACGACCACACCGAGCUCAAAGCCAACGUAACAAAGGCCACAGCCAAGCAACAGAAACUUCGCGAAGAGCUCGACUACCUUCUCGACGCUGUUGCAUCCAAGCGUGCCCAACGUACACGGAUCGAACAAUCACACCGCGACCACGCGCUGGAGUUGGAACGAGAAGCUGCAGCUGCCAGACAUCAUGCUAGCUCGCUUAGCUCAAGAGAUAGGGACGAUUACGAAAGAUACGAGCCAAGGGCUAGUGCGUAUGCAGGGGAGGAGUACAGCUCUUACUCAGCGAGGUACGGAGCGGGGGAAAGGGAAAGAGAAAGGGAUGCGGAUCCGAGCUAUCCAGCAUUUGCGAGCGGGUUGGGCGGGAGAUAUGUUUCUCCGCCUCCUCCAGCAGCGGUGGUGGGCGGGAGUGGGUCGAGUCAGAGGUAUGCGCCAUCGGAAGGCUCGACGCAGGGAGCAGCGUCAAGGAGUCCUUACGCCGGAGAAGCAUACCGUGGUGUAGCGUCACGGUCUCCACCUUCGAUGCGUAGAGCACACCCACACGAUCAGCACUCUUCACCUUUGAGGUACGAUGCCCAUCAGAGGCAUAGGGAGUCUACGCCACCUUUGGUACCUUCAGCGGUAAAGAGACCAAGACCGCCCAGCGUCGAACGAGAGCUGCUCGAGAGGGAUAGUGCGUACGAUGUUGAUCCUCGCGAUCGGGAGGGUGGUCAUUACGUCAAGCGGCCGAGGAACGAUUGA